This is a messenger RNA of Lactuca sativa (garden lettuce), 690 nucleotides long. RefSeq lists its product as uncharacterized. The record is from RefSeq and is a predicted model, not a curated record. Gene Ontology annotation, cellular component: replication fork. Lineage: Eukaryota; Viridiplantae; Streptophyta; Magnoliopsida; Asterales; Asteraceae. Gene Ontology annotation, biological process: DNA replication.
AUGAGGCUAACUGUUAGAAGGGAUCAAUCUGAUAUACGAAAAAUAAGAGAUUUUGCAAAUUGGCUAUUGGAUAUAGGAAAAGGCAAACUUGUUGGUCUGAAUGACGGUGAAACGAUUAUCGAUAUUCCUGAUGAUAUUCUCAUUAAUGAUUCACAUGAUCCUAUAGGUUCCUUAAUUGAUUUUGUAUAUCCUUCAAUUUUGGAGAACUAUAGUAACACAAAUUAUUUCGAAGAAAGAGCGAUACUUGCUCCAAAAAAUGAAGUUGUUCAGGAAAUAAACGACCGUUUGCUUAACAAGUUUCUAGGAGAUGAAGGCGAAUAUUUUAGUUCAGACAACAUAUGUGAAUUUGAAUUUGUCCAUGAUCAGUUUGAUUCAAAUUUAUACUCUCCUGAUGUAUUAAAUGGUCUCAAAGUAUCCGGUUUACCAAAUCAUAAGUUAGUUUUAAAAAUUGGUGUUCCAAUAAUGUUACUGAGAAAUAUUGAUCAGAAAAACGGCUUAUGUAAUGACACAAGACUACAGAUUCCCUUCAAAUUCACAAGAAGACAAUUUCGUUUGGCGAUAUGUUUUGCAAUAACUAUUAAUAAAAGUCAAGGACAAUCGUUAUCAAAGGUUGGUUUGUUUCUCAAAGAUCCAGUUUUUUCACAUGGAAAAUUGUAUGUUGCUUUAUCUAGCGUUCAAAGUAGAGAAUGA